UUCAAUAUUGUUGUCACACAAACGCCUCACUAUUUCCAACAAAUGUGAUGCAUGUGACAAUAGUUUGGAUGGAACAUGAUGUUAGUUGAAAUGUAGAGCUACAUGAAUAUAGCCAAUUUUCACUUCCAAAAGGUUAUUAUCAGUAAUGUUAAAUGAGCUUUGCUAUAGAUCCUGACUUUGUUCGAUUGUGUCCUGUAUGAGGGCAAAGGUCUUGUGCUUUCAGUUGGUUCAAUAACCAGCCAGCUGUUACAUUAGACAUGAUGAGGAUCAAACCACCUUCUAGGAAUUUAUACAGUCCUGCACGAGCUGUAAUUCCAUCAUUCAGCAAGCAGACACUGAGAGAGAGUGAACCUGAUUCUUUCAGACGGAUGCACCAGCAGUCUAGCUAAUGAAUGCUGCAAUUCCGGGAUAUUUGCCAAAAACACCUGAUAAUCUCUUUCAUAAUAUUACACAAUUUGCUCAUCAAUUUUAUACACUGAUCUUGCAUACAGCAGCAUAAUUUGCUAAAAAAGAUCAGACAGACCAGAGCAGGGGAAAGAACAAAUACAAUUAGGACACCACUAUCAGCGCCCCCUGCAUUUUUAGUCCAAAGAGGAUCACCAGCUGAUCAGCACCGAGGUGAUGGAGAAGUUUUUUACGCCUGUUUGCAGCCCCACUGCUGCAAAUGAGGCCAAGCCAUGGAAGCGGCAUCAUCAACCACAUCCUCACCAGCAUCACCAUUACCAAGACCCUCAGUCACAGAGGUACGCAGUGUCGGAAGAAAUCAGUUUAGAUGAAACCCACAAGCACCACCGUCGGCAUCAACGGUAUCUCCAAGAAAGUGCUCAGCAUAACCACGAUCCCCACCGUCACCAUCAAACACAAGGACACCACAGUGAGGAAGAUGAGAUGCUCUACAACCACAGCUCUCCUGUAACUUUUGCUGGGGUUUCCUCUUCUCUCUCUUCCUCUUCAUCCUCUUCAUUAUCCUCUUCCUCCUCUUGGUACGCAGAUGCGAGCGCCAAUGCUGCUUUAUCUGCUCAUUACGCUGUGAGGCCGCAGCACUCGCUCUCCUGCUCCAAUAUCCCAGAUGUGCCGCGUUGUUUCAGGGAAGACGAUGACAGUGAGCUGAUUGUGUUUGCCACCAUAAAACAUCCUAACAGCAGCAGUCAUGGACAUGAAAGACCACAGCAGCAUAGGCUUUCUUCUCUUGACCAAAGCCACAGCCGAAGUGACAAUGACCUUAUGCAGAGUAAAUCAUGUGUUCUUAUAGGAAAACAAGACAGGGUACCUGAUGCGGACUGUGUACCUCUGUAUAAGACAGUUAGCUUGACCCGAAGCCUGGCUUUCAGUGAGGAGGACAUUGUGCUAGGGGUUGGCAGGGGUCCCAAGAGAGCAGUAUCCUCCAGCCUGCUACCUGGCAAAGGGAUCCUCAAGAACAAGGAAACUCAAGCAGAUAUCCGGAAGGCUAAAUCAAUGGAGGUCCUGUCUCCAAGAGUUGUUAAAGGUCAAGCUCAUUGUGAAAACAAAGGCGAUGGGCUCACUCAGCCUGAGAUAGAGCGAGUUAGGGAGAACUUUGUGAAGGGAAAGUUGCAGUUCUCAGCCUUUCUGGAUGAAAUUACAACACAAGUUAUAAGUCCGUCGGAACUCAGCAGCCUGGGCGCAAAAAGUCUUAAAACUGCUGGGAAGACCUUUGAACCAACUGAAACAGCUGGAGCAGUCAAGCCUCAGCUUCCACCUAAAAAGUACAGAGAGAGCACAGGGGAGGUGAAGGAACAGCGUCGGAAACAGCACAACACCCAGGAGAAAGGAUCUCGUAUCAGCCUUCGUUCGCACCCUUGGAAACACUCUGACCACAUCAGUCCAGAUAAACUGGUCGCACUUGCAAAUAAGAACCACCAAGGAAGCCCUUCACCUCCUCACUAUCCCCAACACACUCAGUAUGAUCCCCACCAUGGCAACAGCCAUAAAGACAGGAGGCCAUUACACCUUGACAGAAGGGACAGAUAUGCCACAAGUGGCACACGCCUCACCGAUGGAACCACCACAAGCCCCGAGCUCAAUCACCCAAAACUAUACUACCACCAGAGACAGCAGCACAGAACAUCCCAAAACCAGCACUACUUUCAGCACCAACAUCAGCACAGACACCCUGGCCCUGCAGCCACAUCCCCUCUGACCUCAGCCAAGAGUGCAGAACCAGUCUUCAGAUCAGAGUCUCCAUCUACUAAAUGUGAUUCUUCUAGGGCCAGAGACACCAUCUCCGCAGUGACCAGUCAACGCUCAGAACACAGUGGUCAACACUGUAACCAGAAUGUCCACUUUGGCCACUCUGAACAACACCCGGACACGUUGUUUGAUGCUGAUCAUCUCCAGGCACUGCAGGAGGAGAAUGCAGAUCUUCAGCAGAAUUUGCUCCAGACGCUGGUUUGCAUUGAGAGUCUAGAGGCUGAGUUACAGAAGACCAGGGAGGAGCUCAGCCAGAUCAAAGAGAAGCAUAAAAGCCUCCUGGAGACUGAAAGCAGACAGGACAGUAACCUGCACCCUGCAUCGGAGAGCCGAAGCAGUGACACAAAGUACCUGUUAAACCUUGUGACACAACUGAGCGCAGAGCUGCAGGAAGCACACAAAACCAUCGCUGCCCUGGAGAACAUCAAUCUGCCGUGCUUAAUAAAGGAGUUACUGGAGAAGCACUUUGAUUCAGCUGAGUCCAUACAGAGUUUUCUGAAGACCUGUGAUUCAAUCAGCACUUCUUCCACCGUGCACCAAUUCCACACAAACAGAGUGGACGAAGCAGCACAUGAUUGGCUCACGCAAUCAGUAUCCAGUCCAAAGAAAGUCCCUGCCUUCAUGCCCUGGAAACUGGGAACAGCACCUGUAGGAAAUGAAGAGUAUUUCUCACAUCGUCACCAAUCCAGUCACAGCUCACCUUUCUCUGUGACUGAUGUCAGCAAUAAGAAAACAGCUGCCAGUUUUACUGCCAGACUACAACCCCUCUGUCCUCAGGGCAUCGCUGCUGACACGCCUUCAGAUGUCCAUCAGGCCUGUGUUGGUGCAGACAGCUGGAGCAGGCAGCGAGGGGGAGAGGCUGCUGAUUUGGAUGUGAAACAGCUCUUUGAGGAUUUCAUGCAGCAGCUGCAGGCAGGUGUGGACAGGCAGCAGCAGGACGGGCAGGAUCAGGUGCAGGGAGAAGGAAAGCUGACAGCCAGGCAGCCAGAAUAAAAAUAAUCCAUGUGUGAUUAUAAAUACAUAUUCCAUUUCACAGCACCGAUUUAUACAGUGUCAUUUUUCACAGAGUCCUGUGAUAGACUGGU
Thalassophryne amazonica is the source of this 3293-nucleotide messenger RNA. RefSeq lists its product as uncharacterized. NCBI's taxonomy places the organism in Eukaryota, Metazoa, Chordata, Actinopteri, Batrachoidiformes, Batrachoididae. The transcript has 7 exons. The coding region runs from base 622 to 3201 and encodes 859 amino acids. The record is from RefSeq and is a predicted model, not a curated record.